AUGUUUAGUAUUGGCAAUAAACCAAACUUCAAUGGGAGAAAGCCUAUUUCGUUGAACAGGUGCCAUAGGGAAUUGAAGAACGGUUUGAAAUCCGUCACUUACCCUCUUUUAUUAACUUCAACGGAUUUGUACCGCGUGUUUCAACUAUCUCCACCUGAAGAGCAACAUGAAAAAGCCAACUUGGAUUUUUGUGAUGGUUAUAUUGACCCUUACUUACGUCGAUUUAUUAUAGUUGAUAUUAAGAAUUGGACGCUCCGCAUCUCAAAUGAUCAUUACUGUACAAAAAAUGUCAUUUUUUACGAUAUCAAAAGAAAUUUGAGCGAAUUAAUCAGUCUUGAUAGUGACUGUGAACUUUUAACCGUGCUUGUCAGAUUCGUGAAAACAAGCUUCACAUUUGCUGAUCCUGGUUUUGUUCUUCUUUUCCCUUUAACUGGUGAUAUGUUCUACUGGGAAGAUAUAAACUGUCUUCGAUUAGUACAUGAACUGAAUCAUAUUAAAGGAUUUCUGCAUGUUAAAGUACCUCUUUUUUGUAAGGAAAUAUGUACCAGUCUUACCAUGAUACAGCCUGCUGGUUUUAUUGUUAGUACCACAGCAGGUAGGUUCUUUAACAUUUAUCCAAGAAAUGACAUGCAAAAGUUAGGGUUAGCGUAUCGAACGCUGCCACUGGCAGGGUCUCUAUUCAAUAUUCAAUCUAGUAUUUCAAAUGUGGUUUCUUGUUCAUAUCACAUCGUAGCCAUUCGGGCUGGCUCCAUAAAUGGCAAAUACGAAAGACUUGUUUACGGUUUAUUUUCAAAUGCUGAUAUAAACAUUUGGGAAGUAUCCCGGAAGGGAAAUUAUCAAUUGCUUCAAAAGAAAAACAUCCGAAAUAUUAUAAUUCAAAGAUUUCGCUAUGAUGGAUGUAUUGUAAACCGCUUUGAAUUCCUCGAUUUGUCUAUCUGUAAGUCUGACCCUUAUUCAAUGGUUUGCCUUAUUGCAUGGUAUGACAAUGCUUCCACAAGGAGUUAUGCAGUUACAUCUGUUUCUUUCAAUAAUGAGAUGAUACCAGAAAUAUCGGGUUUUCACAAAAUCCGUUCCUAUUUUUCUUCGGCUGAUUUAGUCUCUGCUCGUAUUUUCUGUCCUGCUCCUUGUACUGUUAUCUAUUGUGUUUUUGAUUCGUUAUUGGUUAUUAUUUGCAACGUUAAGGGAAGAAAAAAUCCCCAGUUUGUAGAAGAAGCCUUGUUUAUCAAUAAUUCGUGUAAAAAGUUUCAGGUCAUGAAUAUUGCUUCCAUGGAUGCUGUUCUCGAGGAUACAAAUAAUCGGAUGCUCAAAUUCCCCGCCCUUGUUUUAUUAACAAAGGGUAACGGUGUCAUAUUGAUUGAAUCUACCAACUGUUUCGGCAGUGAGUUUAAUGAUCUUAGUUUCUUAAGAAACCGUCUUUCGCAAUUUGCAUCACAGAACUCCUUAUUUAAGAACCAAUUUUCCCUAUGGUCUGGGUUUUCAUCAGUUUUACCGGAAAACAGGUUGUUCCCGAUACUUCUUAUCUUGUGUGAUGAAGUUGCAAAGUCAUAUCCUACCUCUCAUACUUCGGUUAGUGAAGUUCUGAAUUACCAGUUUCAUAAACUUAUGGAAACAAUUCUAGUUUCCAUGAAACACCUAAAACUAACAGCUAGGGAGCAACUUCAACUCUGGCUUAAACUUGCUUACGUUAACUCACUGGUCGACAUUUAUGGUCAGUUAAUAUGUGAAGAGCGAAAGAGCAACAUUCUUUAUUCUAUCCUUCAAGCUAUGAUAAAUACUGGGGAUAUAGAUGAUCUCUUUCUGAACAAGUCCUUGAAUCUUAAACUUUUACUGUAUUUAUUGCAUACGUUUUACAAGCGACACGUUAAUACGAAAGAUACCUUUAAUUUGAAGCUUCUGCGAAUCGUGAUAAUGGUGAAUAAUGUUUUUGGUUUGGUAUUUGGAAAUGAAUUGGCGUACCGCCAAGAAAAAGUCAUUAAAAAUGUGGAUCCUACAACCACUUUCUUACCUGAAUUAUGGAAUAUUGACAUUGAUGACCUAAAACUACUUUCAUCUCAAAUUGAAGAAUCGAUUGCUUUAGACCAGAAAAAGGAUUUACUCGAUUUUAAGAAUGCUCGAAACAAGAAACUGAGACUGAAACUAGAAAAACAAAUUCUACAUUUGAUAGAGCAUAGUUGUUUUCUUAUACAUAAUUUGACAAAUUGUCUUACGAAACUGAAUUCAGCGCCAGCAGUAGAGGCGGAACAGUACAGCUUAUUCGAAGUACAUAUUCGAAGCAAAAGGAGAAAAUGGCUGAAAUAUUUAGCUCGAAUAGGAUACUUGGAACGUGCAAUCAGAAUAUCUGAACAUGUGCGAGAUUUUCGUUCAUUGAUUGAUUUGCUUAAUUCGAAAAACUUUGAGAAUUCGAAAGAUAUAGUUGAUAGACAAAAACACUAUCUUGAAAUUUACAAAGAUGAAUUUGCUACCGUUCUAUUUACUCAUUUGAUUGAAACUGGUCAAACACGCGGUCUGCUGCAUGAUUUUAGAAGCUAUCACAUUUAUUUAAGAAAAUUCUUUGAAAAGAAUAAACUAUAUAACUUCUUAUGGGUAUAUGAAGCUGAAUUGGGGAAUUUCGCACAUGCGUCUGACAUACUAUUACGUGGCGAUGUGAUACAAAAAUCGAAAAUAAGUCAGCAAACUAUAUUUUUCGCUUUGUCAAAAUUGUUCACAUUAACGAUCGAAAAAGGUCAUGAUAACAAUCUUGUGAAACAGAAAAUGAAAGAGAUUUAUUCAAAUCAUAGGAUUGCUUCCAUUCAGCAUGAGUAUGCGAAGUUACUCGAUUCUACAAUAGAUAUCGCAGAAGAUGAACAGGAAGCAAUUUCACUUUUACUUGAGGCGAAUUGCAUUGCAUUACAUGAAGCCUCGAUGCGUUAUAGGAUAGCCUCUAAUCUUCUCACUCGCCUGCUGCUGAAGGAACAUUCUCCAGUUGUGGAGACGAUUGACUUUUUUACUUCAUUUUCUAUUGAAAAUAACUAUUUUGAAUAUGGUUUGGCAUGCGAAAUACUAGAAAAUUCUGCAUUUUCUACUCAUCAGUUUGUCUUCCUGUAUUUAUUGCUAACGCAGAGGUUUCUUUUACAACUGAAUUGGAAUGAAACGUUAAGAGCAUUAACGGAGCGGAACAUGGAUUAUUUGCUCUCUUUUAAAACUGUUUUUCAGAAGUUGGAAUCAAAAGACUUCAUUCUCGACCUGUAUGAUUCAAUUCAUCUCUUCCCAAAUAUUAUUUGUCUUGACAUACUAACAUCCUUAUACUCCACGGUGUGCGAAUCCCAGCUAAAAAGCUACAAACACGAGCUUUUAGCAGAACAUCGUAGAUGCCAGAAGCUCUAUGAAGAAAGAAAUCUCUCUUUAGUGCUGCCUCAAUUAUCAAAAUUGUUUAAAGAAGAACAGAGCUCCAAUGCAGACAAAUAA
Messenger RNA from Schizosaccharomyces osmophilus, 3444 nucleotides. It is a transcript of the gene nup131, whose product is annotated as nucleoporin, WD repeat Nup131. The coding region runs from base 1 to 3444 and encodes 1147 amino acids. Gene Ontology annotation, biological process: poly(A)+ mRNA export from nucleus; transcription-dependent tethering of RNA polymerase II gene DNA at nuclear periphery; protein import into nucleus. The transcript is spliced from 5 exons. Gene Ontology annotation, molecular function: structural constituent of nuclear pore; protein binding. Lineage: Eukaryota; Fungi; Ascomycota; Schizosaccharomycetes; Schizosaccharomycetales; Schizosaccharomycetaceae. Gene Ontology annotation, cellular component: nuclear pore outer ring. The record is from RefSeq and is a predicted model, not a curated record.